Messenger RNA from Colletotrichum truncatum, 687 nucleotides. Its product is annotated as glutathione-dependent aldehyde-activating protein. The record is from RefSeq and is a predicted model, not a curated record. Gene Ontology annotation, molecular function: carbon-sulfur lyase activity. Lineage: Eukaryota; Fungi; Ascomycota; Sordariomycetes; Glomerellales; Glomerellaceae.
AUGUCUCACCACGACGUCCAGACCACGCCUCUCUUCGCUCCUCUUCAGGGCGGCUGUGCCUGUGGAUACAUCCGGUAUUCCCUCAAUGCCGCGCCUCUCUUCGUCCACUGCUGCUACUGCACCUCCUGCCAGCGUGAGACCGGCACUGCCUUCGCCGUCAACGCCCUCGUCGAGGGCGACGAGGUGACUCUCCUCCCCAGCGCCCCAUCCGCCACGCUAUCUCAGCCGCUAGCAACGUUCCCUUCUUCAGUUCUAGACCAUUGGACCCCUAAGCAGUCCAGACCUGGCGGAAUCACGGCUGAUACCGACGAGGCGAAUGGCCAGACGGUCGAGACCAUAGGCUCGCCGGUUCUCCUCGCCGUUCCCACCGACUCAGGCGCACCUCAUAACAUAGCCCGCUGCCCUGCUUGCCUAACUGCCGUGUGGAGCAACUAUGGCGCAUGUCCCCUUCUCAAAUUCCUGCGCGUCGGCACCCUCGACUCUCCCGCCCUUCUCCGCGGUCCAGACGUCCACAUCUACGUGCGGAGCAAGCCGUCCUACAUCCAGAUCCCUGACGAUGGAAAGCCGCGAUUCGAUGCGUUCUAUCCCCAAAAGGAUGACGCCUGGGGCUCCGAAGUGGUUGUGAGGCGACAAAAGCUGUUCGGUCGGAUGAUGGCCUGGAGAAAGGAGGUGGCUGCUAGCGGGUAG